Molecule: messenger RNA, 1209 nt
Organism: Impatiens glandulifera
Lineage: Eukaryota; Viridiplantae; Streptophyta; Magnoliopsida; Ericales; Balsaminaceae
Product: protein SCO1 homolog 1, mitochondrial
Exons: 7
Coding region: 65-1054 (329 amino acids)
Biological process (GO): mitochondrial respiratory chain complex IV assembly
Source: RefSeq, a predicted model, not a curated record
UCAACCGUCCUAGGGUUUAAAGAAGAUUUUUGCAGAUUGGCCACCUGAACGAUAGGGUUCUUCAAUGGCGACUUUGCUAUCGAGAAAAACUCAUCUUCGCUCCAUUUGUCGUUCUAUCUCUUCUUGUGCAAACCAUCUGAGGUCCCAGAAGCAACCAUUUCCUACUUCUCAUGGAGAUUCAAGGAUUCUGCUCAAUCACCCUAAGCCAUUUCUUCAAUCGGUUCACUCUCUCAAGGAUCUUCAUCUUGGCGGUGGAUUUGAUACGUACUGCAGAUACAUGUGCAGCGGUAGUUCAGCUUUGAAACAGCCAAAUUCUGAUUCCACUGGAUCUUCAGAAGGGAAUUCCGGUGGAGAAGACAAGUCUGAUCAGUCGCAGCAGACUGGCGAUCAAGGGAAAGCUGUUAGAGGAGGGCCUGUUUCGUGGUUGAGCUUUAUACUGCUGGCUAUAACCGGAGGAGGAAUAUUAGCUUACUAUGAUCGGGAGAAGAAGCAUCAUAUAGAAGAAAUAAACAAUGCUUCAAGUGCAGUGAAACAGGGUCCUUCUGUGGGUACUCCUGCCAUUGGAGGUCCAUUCAAUCUUAUAGAUCACAAUGGGAAAGCAGUUAGUAAUAAAGACUUUAUGGGCAAAUGGACAGUAAUUUAUUUUGGCUUCACUCAUUGCCCUGAUAUCUGCCCAGAUGAACUACAAAAGCUUGCCUUGGCAGUUGAUAAAAUAAAGGAAAAAGCAAGGAUAGAAAUUGUACCUGUGUUCAUCUCAGUUGAUCCAGAGCGUGACACAGUUGAACAAGUUCGUGAUUAUGUGUUAGAAUUUCAUCCAAAGUUAAUUGGUCUUACCGGUAGUGCCGAUGAAGUAAAGAAAGCUGCAAAGGCUUUUCGAGUUUACUAUAUGAAGACUGAAGAGGAAGGAUCUGACUAUCUUGUGGACCAUUCAAUAAUCAUGUACUUGAUGGAUCCUAAUAUGGAGUUUGUGAAGUUCUUUGGGAAGAACUAUGAUGUGGAAACACUUACAGAUGGUAUAGUCCAAGAAAUAAAGCAGUAUAAAAAGGUUAAAUAAGAUGGGAGGAUAAUCUUUAUUUUAACACAGCAGAGACUUUUUGGUGGCCAUUCUUUUGCUUUCUUACUUAACAUUUAAUAAUAAAAAAUUGUAUUGCUUUGGAUCCUUGAUUCUCCACUCAUUGAUUUUCAUUGGAAGAUCAUAUUUAUCUUUGA